AUGUACAAAUGUGUCUUUGGGUAUAAAUGUGUCAGCAUCGAGUACAAUGUGUCAGCUUCAAGUAAAAAUGUUUCAGCUUCGAGCACAAAUGUGUCAGCUUCAACCACAAACGUGUCUUCAACCUGUUCUGUUCCUAACUGUGGAUUUCAACAAAAGGAAAGUAGGGUUGUCUUCUUUUGCUUGAAUUAUUUCCUGGAUAGUGGAACACUGUAUCGUUUUGAUUAUGGAGUCAGCAAGCCAAUUUUCCUUUGUAGAAUCACGGCGGCACAUGCACCAUUGUACAAUCUGAUCCUCCAGAGGAAAAUAGUUGUAAAGAUUUUGCCUCGUACUGUAAAACAGGUCUUCUUACCAGGAAGCAACGGUCAAGAUAACUCUGUUAUAUUUGCACCUUUGGCAACUAUUAUUUCAUUGCCCCUUAAGUUAUUCAUGUCAAGUUCCGUUAGUGUAGCCAGAACAACUUCUAGAAUGUAUUUUUUUUCUAGAUAUACAAUUAACAUUGGAGUGGGGAGUGAUGUUCUUGAGGUGAAAGUGAAGGAUCUAACUUCCUCCUAUAAUCUGAAAAACAUGAAGAAAUCUAUCAAUAAGAACCAUUUUGAUACCAAAAAGGCACAUUAA
This is a messenger RNA of Capsicum annuum, 615 nucleotides long. RefSeq lists its product as uncharacterized. The coding region runs from base 1 to 615 and encodes 204 amino acids. The record is from RefSeq and is a predicted model, not a curated record. The transcript is spliced from 2 exons. NCBI's taxonomy places the organism in Eukaryota, Viridiplantae, Streptophyta, Magnoliopsida, Solanales, Solanaceae.